GGCACCUUGUUUCGUAUUGACUAAAUGAUUCAUUGAUUUCAGGUCGCAGCGAACUAUACCGUUGACUUGGAACAAUGGCCUCACCUACAGUAAAGAAUGUGCGGGAUGGGCUCCAUACCUCCAAUACAAGCUCCAUAUCUACAUAUCUGCUGCUAACGGAUCAUACCGCCCAAAAACAUCCUUGCCCCUUACUCAUAUCCGCAAACUAGGUUAGAUAUAUGUCGGAGGAUAAUCCGGGCAACAAUCGAUGACUUCAACACUCGGAUAUGAAUCAAUAGCUGUACCUAGUGACGGCGGGCAACAUAACAUUGUCGAACUGCUCCAUAUUGACAAAACCGAUAACGUCUUCGGCUUCAUUGAACGCACCAAGUGACACAACAUCGUAAGCUCAAGAAAAUGGUACUCGAAAAGGAGUCCUUUAAGGGGGAAGCAUACCAAGCUCAAGAAGAGACCUACUUCGACGAUGGAAGAGAGAUUGAUUUACUCCAUUUCCUCUAUGGACACCCUGAUCUAGACGAAAUUCGAGGAAAUCCUCAGCGGGUCCUCGAUGCUAUUGAUGAAUAUGGAAAGACAGAGAAAUAUCUUAUGAACAUAGGCGAAUACAAAUCGAAAACGAUCGUGGACCUCAUCAAGAAACACAAACCAAAUGUCAUGGUCGAACUAGGUGGGUACGUUGGAUACUCCGCCGUCGCCUUCGGGGCUGCCUUACGAGACUCUGGAGGCAAGCGAUAUUUCAGCUUGGAAUUGAACCCCGAGUUCGCCGCUGUAAUAUCCAUGGUCGUCGAUCUCGCCGGACUAAGUGACAUUGUCAAGGUUAUCGUUGGCGCCAGUUCCGAAUCUUUACUACGACUCCGCAGAGAACAGAAAUUGCAGGAUAUUGACAUCCUCUUCCUCGACCACCAGAAGGCAUCCUACAUAACUGACUUGAAGCUUUGCGAGGAUCUGGACUUCAUUCGAGCUGGAACUAUAUUGGCAGCAGAUAAUGUUGUCAAGCCGGGGAACCCCCCCUAUUUGAAAUACGUCCGAAGCACGGUGGAGGAGAAAAGGAGACAGCUUGAUAGCGAAGAUGAGCCUUUCCAGCAGGGAAACCCUAAUCUGAUAUACGACAGCCAAUUCGUGGAGGGGUGGGAACCGAGUGGUGUACCUGAUGCGGUAGAAAUCACAACUUGCACUGGUGUACAAGUAUCUUAAGUGUUCUUGGCAUAGU
This is a messenger RNA of Hypoxylon fragiforme, 1207 nucleotides long. RefSeq names its product S-adenosyl-L-methionine-dependent methyltransferase. Bases 397 to 1191 code for a protein of 264 amino acids. The transcript is spliced from 5 exons. Gene Ontology annotation, molecular function: O-methyltransferase activity. The record is from RefSeq and is a predicted model, not a curated record. NCBI's taxonomy places the organism in Eukaryota, Fungi, Ascomycota, Sordariomycetes, Xylariales, Hypoxylaceae.